UGGUCGUUGUUAGACAGCAGCAUUGCGGUAUCAAAAUUGGUCGUGGAGGGUUUUAAUCACCCAACUCUUUUCAAAUGGGCCCCGUCGCCUAGCGUCACCUCCCCGAAAGUCUCAGACUGAGUUGCACAGGGUGCUACAAGAACAACAGCACGAACAAGAAGGUGCAGCAGGAAGCUCUACAGGACCUGGGUUUUAUCCUUCCCUCCAGUUUCCAUCCAAGACAGAGUUAAAAGGUCUGAAGCAUGGCAGCAAUCCCAGCAAGUGGGUCCCUUGUAGCCACCCAUGAUUAUUACCGAAGGCGCUUGGGCUCCACGUCAAGUAGCAGCUCAUGUGGCAGUUCGGAGUAUACUGGGGAGGUUAUUCCACACCAUCCUGGCCUGCCCAAGCAGGACUCUGGGCACUGGUGGUCGAGUUUCUUCUUUGGAAAGCACCACCAGUUGGUUAUGGGUUCUUUGGCUGAGGAGGCCCAACAAAAAUCAGGGGUGAGUGUGACUGAUGGGCGGGUGAUGUGCAUUGCCCAGGAUAUGGUGAUGAAGAUGCAGGCCAGUGAGAGUAGUGAUGCUGGGAAGAUGGAGGUGGGAAGUUCUCCUUCCUAAGACCAGCUCGGAGGACCAACGCUAGGGGACGGGCAAUGCCCCCCACCCCCCUCUUUUUUUUUUUCGUCAUGUGUAGAAUAGCUUGCUUGUAUUGGUUUUUAUAACCAUUAUUGUAACCACAACUAGAAUUAAGGUAAAGUGAAGUGUUUUUGUACCAUUUUUACACAUCUGUAACACCUUCCUAUUAUUGUUUAAUAUCUGAUUCCAUUUUCAUCCUGUAUUCAUACAAUAAAACUGGCAAAAGCAGAUGAUUUGACUAUGACCUGGCCACUAGUGGCAAAAUGAUUUUGGUGUACAUUCCACUCAAUAACCAAAAUGUUAUAUGUAUAUGUGUAACUUUUUGUGCUUAAUUAAAGUUAGAAUUAUAAUGUAUGGAAAACUCUA
Trichomycterus rosablanca is the source of this 980-nucleotide messenger RNA. It is a transcript of the gene ppdpfb, whose product is annotated as pancreatic progenitor cell differentiation and proliferation factor b. The coding region runs from base 243 to 596 and encodes 117 amino acids. NCBI's taxonomy places the organism in Eukaryota, Metazoa, Chordata, Actinopteri, Siluriformes, Trichomycteridae. Gene Ontology annotation, biological process: multicellular organism development; cell differentiation. The transcript is spliced from 6 exons. The record is from RefSeq and is a predicted model, not a curated record.